AUGUGGAAAUUGUUUUUGGUGCUCGGUUCAGUGAGCGCGGCCCACGCGGGGCUCGGAAAGAGUUUCAUCAACUUUGGUGGUUUCAUUUGUCCAAGAGAGGACAGAGCCUUGGGGCGCUGUUUACGAGAUGCGCUGAAUACUUACAUACCUAAAUUGGCCACAGGAUUGCCUGAGUAUGGGAUCCCGCCAAGCGAGCCGCUAGUGGUGCCAUCUUUGUCCAUUCAGCAAUCCACGGGGCCUAUAACUGUGUGGUCUUCCUACACCGACGUCACUGUUAGAGGCCCGUCUACCAUGAAGAUCAAAGAUGUCAAAGUGCAUUCGGACGAACAUAAGGUAGUCGCCAAAAUUUACAUUCCCGAGUUGAGGAUGAAAGGCAAUUACGACCUGUCUGGGAACUUAAUGAUGCUGCCGAUCAAAGGAGACGGGAAGUUUUCGGCCAAAUACGGAGAUAUAGAUGCAGUUGUGACGAUAAAUCUUGGAAGAACCCCGCGUCACAAUGGAGUGGAUGCUCUCUCGUGCGAAGACCUUCACGUCAAGUUCCAUCUAGGAUACGCUUCAAUGCAGCUGCAGAAUCUCUUUGGAGGGGACGAUGAACUGGGAAACACAAUGAAUGCGUUCCUGAAUGAGAAUUGGCAGAAACUAGCUGAAGAGCUGAAGACGCCAAUGGAAGAGGCACUAAGGGACUUCUUCAAACCUCUAGCAGACCACGCAUUUGCCACAUUGAAUGCUGAUGACAUACUUGCAUAG
Amyelois transitella is the source of this 747-nucleotide messenger RNA. RefSeq names its product protein takeout-like. The coding region runs from base 1 to 747 and encodes 248 amino acids. The record is from RefSeq and is a predicted model, not a curated record. The transcript has 6 exons. Lineage: Eukaryota; Metazoa; Arthropoda; Insecta; Lepidoptera; Pyralidae.